AUGCCUCCCAACGCCAUUAUUGCACCCUCGAUUCUGUCGGCCGACUUUGGCCAGCUCGGCGCAGAAUGCGCCCGCACAAUGGACCAGGGCGCCGACUGGCUGCAUGUUGAUAUCAUGGAUGGCCAUUUCGUGCCCAACAUCACCUUCGGAGCGCCCGUCGUUGCAAAGAUCCGCUCUCACGUUGACAAGCCCACCGAGAACCACGGCCGAGGCACCUUUGACUGCCACAUGAUGAUCGCAGAGGUAGAAGCGCACAAUGCCGCCCCCAUCGACCCUCUUUGUCAUGAAAAUCCCAAGAAAUGGGUCAAGGAAUUCAAGAAGGCUGGCUGCGACCUGUACUGCUUCCACUAUGAGGCUGCCUUCUCCUCUGCCGCCGAGAGCCCCGAGCAAAACACCGACGAGAAGACAAGCCCCAAGGCGCUGAUCCGAUAUAUCCAUGACCAGGGCAUCCUGGCGGGAAUUGCUAUCAAGCCAGAUACGCCCGUGGAUGUGCUGUGGGAGAUUUUGGAAAACCCCGAGGAGAAGGAGAGACCAGAUAUGGUCCUGGUCAUGACAGUUCACCCCGGAUUCGGUGGUCAAAAGUUCAUGGCCUCCGAGCUGCCCAAGGUGCAAGAGCUACGGAAGAGGUAUCCCGAGUUGAAUAUCGAGGUCGACGGUGGACUCGGGCCCGGGACCAUCGACCAAGCUGCCGACGCUGGCGCCAAUGUCAUCGUGGCCGGCAGCGCCGUGUUUGGCGCAAAGGACCCGGCCGAAGUCAUCGCACUGCUCCGGAAGUCGGUGGACGAAAGGAGCCAGAAGCUAUGA
Molecule: messenger RNA, 804 nt
Organism: Clonostachys solani
Lineage: Eukaryota; Fungi; Ascomycota; Sordariomycetes; Hypocreales; Bionectriaceae
Source: the annotation of a GenBank genome assembly